Pieris brassicae (large cabbage white) is the source of this 2009-nucleotide messenger RNA. Its product is annotated as arylsulfatase B-like. The record is from RefSeq and is a predicted model, not a curated record. Bases 85 to 1836 code for a protein of 583 amino acids. Lineage: Eukaryota; Metazoa; Arthropoda; Insecta; Lepidoptera; Pieridae. The transcript has 8 exons.
GCUGCCGAGCAAGCCAGUCUUGAAAUUAUCGACAAAAUAAAUUGUUUUUUUUUAAAUUAUGUGCCAUUCUUAGAUUAAAGAAAUAUGUUAGUUCAAACAUUAUUUUGGCAAUGGUGGCUGAUUUUGGGGGUUAUAACGGUAUCAGCGAACGAUGUUAGCCCACCACAUAUACUUUUUAUAGUGGCUGAUGAUAUGGGCCAUAAUGAUGUUUCAUAUCUCGGUUCGGACCAAAUCUCCACACCUAACCUUGACGCUCUCGCGACUCGUGGUGUAAUUUUAAAGCAGUACUACAGUGAAGCAUCAUGUACACCUGCUAGGACCGCGCUACUUACAGGAAAAUACCCCAUCAGAACUGGAAUGCAAGGAUUUCCUUUGUACAACUCAGAAGAUCGAGGUAUUCCACUGACUGAGAAGCUGUUGCCAGCUCAUUUGAAGGAUAUAGGUUAUGAUACGCAUUUAGUUGGAAAAUGGCAUCUUGGAAUGUCGAGCAAAGCAUUUUUGCCACAGAAUCGAGGUUACGAUAGCCACUAUGGAAUGCGCGGAGGAUUCAUCGAUUAUUUGUCAUACCAUAAAGUGGAGGAGUGGCCUAACGGUACACUAAUGUUUGGUUUGGAUUUCUUUGACAACGAUAUACCUCAAAUAACUGAAGAGCGAUAUGCUGUGGACGCUCUAACAGACAGAGCCAUUGAGAUUAUAUUUGGUCAUAAUUCGUCCACACCACUCUUUCUUCACUAUUCUUCGUGUGCGCCACAUGCGGGUAAUGCUGGCGGAGCAUUGCAACCACCGCUAUAUAAAAAGCUUGGCAGCAAACACAUUGCUAACUCAAAUAGACGACUUUAUGCAGAGGUUGUGCGACAUCUUGACUACAGCGUGGGACGACUCGUCAGGGCGUUGGCCGAUAAAGGCAUUCUUCAAAAUACGCUUAUCGUAUUCGUGUCUGAUAAUGGUUCUCCCACUUCAGGAAUGUUUAGAAAUUGGGGAAUCAAUUUGCCUUUUAGGGGCCGUAAACAAACUCCCUGGGAGGGAGGGGUAAGAGUUCCAGCAUUCAUUUGGCACGCGGGCUUGAAACCAAAUGUUUGGGAUGGUCUUAUGCAUAUUUCUGAUUGGAUGCCAACGUUACUCGCAGCUGCUGGCAGAAGGUUUGAUGAAAAAAUUGACGGAAUUAACCAAUGGCCUUCAAUAUUACAAGGACAACAAUCUCCAAGAAAAGAAGUGUUGGUUAGUGUUGAAGAUAGAGAUAAUGGAUACGCAGCUUUGCGCAUGGGUGAUUACAAACUAUUAAUUGGCAAUUUCACCGGAAUUGGUAGCGCUUACUAUGGAGCUGAAUUCUUGCCAAAUAAAGAAAAGCCACCAGAUUUUUACGACUCGCUGGCGUCGUCUGAAGUUGCUAAGAUGUUUUCAACUUUGGGAAUUACUUACGACUAUGGGGACGUUAUCGCUACGAGGAAAGCGACUUUGGUGAAGCAAAUAGACACGGUUACUGACCAAGUACCUUGUAUACCAACACCAAACCGCGGUUGCCUCUACAACCUUAAAAAAGAUCCAGCUGAGAGUCACGACUUAUGGCUUCGUGGGCAGAAAAUCGUUUCCUUGAUGACUAUGCGCCUGCGAUCUUUUUGGUCUCAAAUGGUUAGACGAGGACCAACCGAAUUAAAUAUGGACGCAGAUCCAGCUCUUCACAACUAUGUGUGGUUGACGUGGCUCAACAAUGUCACCCAAGAGAAUCCUCUUAACGAGAAAGAAUUUUAUAAGUAUGCAACGCCGUUCAACAUGGGCUGUGAAUGUGCGAAAAGCUGGCAAAAUUUCUUGUGUAUUAUAAGGAGUGUGCUUCAAUAGUUCGGUAUCGAAAUUUUAAGGAAUGCGAUGCAAUUGAGAAAGUAGUUCAUAUAUAUCGUAUACGCACAAAUAAAUAUAAGCCAUAAUAAUUGUUUUUUAUAUCAACUAGUCAUCAACAGUGUAGCAGGCCUUUUUUGUAUUAUCUGAAAUCUAUAGCACAAAUCAAAGUACAA